AUGUCGAAUAGAAUUGGACCACAAAUUCCUGCUUAUUUACUUUCAAAUUUUAAAGAAAAUCCUAGCGAUGAGGAUAACGACGACUUCGAAUCUUCUCCAGACACUAGUCCUAAACUAUUUACAGAGCAAGGUGGAAAUUUAACAGAGGAAGAAGGCAAUUUGGAUGAUUAUAUGCCAGAGUUACCACCCGAUAUCAUUGCAGAAAGACAGAGAAAAAAAAUAGAACAAGAAAAUAAUUUAAAUAAAGGCGAUCUUGAUAAGCGGAAAAUAGGACCGGCAAUGCCUCCAUUUGUUGGAUAUGAUGAACAUCAAACAUCCGAGGAGGAAGAAGAUAUUGUGGGACCUAUAUUGCCGCGAGAUUUUAACGAGAAGAAUGACGAGCUUGCUUUUCAAAGCGCAAUUCAGGAGUUUGAAGAAAGGGCGGAUAAGAUGCGUCAGAAACUUGAAUCUGGAGAGGAAGGAGAAAAUCGUUUGCAACGUGGAGAAUGGAUGCUUGUUCCACCACCAGAAGCAAAAUUUUUAGAGGAGGAAGAAAUUAAAUACACUGAAGCGGAUUUAGAAAACGCUAAAAGGGUUAAAGAAUAUAAUGAACUGUAUCGUCCAAAAUCACUUCUAGAAGAGCAUGCUGAAAAGUAUACGAAAUCCAAAAAAUGGAAAGAAGAUAGUGUUAGCAACCGACCAUUUGAACGCGAGAAAGAUGUAUUGGGUGCACGUCGUAUGGAUAGCCGAAAGCGACAGGAAAUUUUGGAUAAUGCUAAGGAGCUAUCUUCCAAGGUAACUAUCAUUAAAAUCUUGUUAGCAUAA
Messenger RNA from Acaulospora morrowiae, 804 nucleotides. The record is from the annotation of a GenBank genome assembly. NCBI's taxonomy places the organism in Eukaryota, Fungi, Glomeromycota, Glomeromycetes, Diversisporales, Acaulosporaceae.